AGAUAACACUCAAGUUGAUUAGUAUUCUUCGCCACAUUAUUUGUGGUUUAUAUAUCUUGUUAGUUUUCAGAUUCUGAUCGUAUUCUAAUUCAAAUAAUUGUUCAAGCUUUGAUUGUAGAAAUGGCAGAUGUGACUGUAAUUUCUUCAAGCAUAGUUCGACCCCAAAACAUAAACCAAUCAAGUCGGACAAAGAUCCAUCUCACUCCGUUUGAUCUUAACCUCCUCUACGUAGACUAUCCUCAAAGAGGUCUUCUUUUUCGCAAGCCCGACCCGGAAACCCAUUUCAUCUCUCGGUUAAAGACAUCUCUUUCAACUGCCUUGGAGAUCUACUUCCCUUUCUCCGGUCGUCUUGUCAAACUGGAGAAUCUUGAAGACAACACGGUGUCGUUUCACAUCGACUGCGAAGAGCACGGCUCCUCCUCCGGUGCUAAGUUCGUCCACGCCGAAUCCAAAUCUUUAUCGUUGAGUGACAUUCUUCAGCCUCACGGCUCUGUCCCAGAUUUCAUGAGUCAUUUCUUCCCAUCUCUCGGCGUUAAUAGCACCAACGGCCUCACGGAGCCCUUGCUUGCGCUGCAAGUCACCGAGAUAAAAGAUGGUGUUUUCAUCAGUUUCGGUUAUAAUCACAUGGUCGCUGAUGGAGCUUCCAUUUGGAACUUCUUUAAUACUUGGUCGAAGAUUUGUUCGGGUGGUUCCGAUGAUCAUAAUAACCCUCUUAAACUCAGAGGAUGGUUCCUCGACGGAAUCAGUUUCCCGAUACGUAUUCCAGCUUCAGAGACGGAGGAGGCCCCUUCUCCACGCCAAGAAGUCUCUUUGCCUCCCACUACAAAAGAAAGAGUUUUUCACUUCGCAAAGAAGGAUAUUUCAAACCUCAAAGCUAAAGCCAACAAAGAAAUAGGGUCCGGUCACCUGGUUAUUAUCUCGUCUUUACAAGCGCUUUCUGCCCUUUUGUGGAGGUCAAUUAUCAGACACAGUGGUAUGAACCGAGAAGAAGAAACUCAUUGCAAAGUAGCCGUUGAUCUGAGGCAAACUAACCCUCCGCUUGAGAAAGAGUGUUUUGGAAACGUGAAUAUUCUCGGGGUAACUAGUGUCACGGUUGGGGAACUGCUAGAUCAUCAGAUGGGUUGGGCUGCUUUGCAAAUAAACAAAAUGGUGCAGUCGCAAACGGAUGAAAAGUUUAAAAGUUAUGCAAAGAAUUGGGUCAGAAACGUAAAGAUAUCAAAAAAAGGUGACGGGAGUCCGAUGGUUUGUGAUUCCGUGCUUGUCUCAAGCUCUCCUUGGUUUGACGUGUAUGGGAACGAUUUCGGUUGGGGUAAGCCGAUUGUAGCUAGAGCUGGACCCGGGAAUAGUAUAAGUGGUAAGCUCGUGCUAUUUCAAGGGACUGAAGAAGGAAGUAUUGAUGUUCAUGCCACCUUAUGGUCUCAUGUGCUUGUCAAGUUAUUGGCUGACGUUGAAUUCUUGGAGAAUGUGACCAUUGCUUGAUUGUAAUUUGUUUGGUUGAGAAAUAAAGCUGGUCUUGAUCCCAAGACCCUAGCUCACUUCUAGUCUUCUGAAUCUUCUG
Raphanus sativus (radish) is the source of this 1558-nucleotide messenger RNA. RefSeq lists its product as uncharacterized. Lineage: Eukaryota; Viridiplantae; Streptophyta; Magnoliopsida; Brassicales; Brassicaceae. The record is from RefSeq and is a predicted model, not a curated record.